Falco peregrinus (peregrine falcon) is the source of this 3987-nucleotide messenger RNA. It is a transcript of the gene TMEM132A, whose product is annotated as transmembrane protein 132A. NCBI's taxonomy places the organism in Eukaryota, Metazoa, Chordata, Aves, Falconiformes, Falconidae. The record is from RefSeq and is a predicted model, not a curated record.
GUGGGAGCGGGGCGGGAACGGGGCCCGGCGCCGCGCGGGGCGGGCAGGGCCGGGGUUUAGGACCCGGCGGGACGAGGCGGCGCCGGUGCCGGUCCCGCCCCGGCCCCAUUGUCUGGGCGCGGAGGCGGAGGGACGGGAGCGGCGGCCGCCGCUCGCACGGACGCGGCCAUGGCCCCCGCACCGGCCCCGGGGCCCCGGCUGGCGCUGCUGGCCGCCGCCCUGCUCUGCGCCCCAGCGAGGGGUGACGGGGAACCCCCCGAGCCCGUGUACCUGCCGGCAGCCCUGGAGGUGCUCGGCGUGCCCGAGUACUACCGGCUGCAGCGGGCGGACCGGGACCUGCCCGCCAACGCCUCACUGCGCGCCCGCACCGAGAGCUACCUGCUGCUGCGGCACGGCCCUGCGCAGCCCCUCGUCCAGGCCACCUACCCGCCCUUCAGCACCCGGCAGGAGGUGCCCGCCGAGACCCCCCUGGGAAAGGAUGGCUCGGCAGCCUGGGCCAUCCGUGCCGUCCCCCUCGAGAGCGCCGUGUCCCCGGCCGAGCCUGUUGCCCGUGUCCUCUUCCACCUGCAAGGUCCCGACUGGCUGCCUGGGGAGCGGGACCACCCUGGGGAGCGGGACCACCCUUGGGUGCGAGACCACCUUGGGGAGCGGGACCACCCGGGGGAGCGGGACCUGCCCUGCGUCACCCUCCAUGCACACCACCGUGGCCGGGUGGCCCGUGGGACAUGCCGCCUGCAGACACCCCUGGGCGUCUGUGUGGUGGAGCUGGAGAUCCCCCCACGCUGGUUCUCCCCGGCAUCCCCCACCUUACGCAGCCGCCGCCGGGCAGCUGAGCCCCCCGGGCGCCCCGAGCCCCCCGAGCCGGCCGAGCUCCACUACAGCGUGUGGGGGCCGGGGGAGUGCGGACACGGCGGGGGCCGGGAGCGGAGCCGUGGUGGGGAGGCACCGCGGUACCUGGGCAUGCUGGAGCUGCGGGCGGCUGAGCCGGCGCGGCGGCAGGAGGUACGGCUGGACGACAAGGUGCUGCUGCGGGUGCCUGACGCCACGCUGCGCCCAGGGCAGCGCUUCACUGCCACCCUCGCCCUUCGGCACAACUUCACCGCUGACCAGCUGACGCUCCGGAUCAAGGCGAAGAAGGGGCUGCAGGUGGUGGCGGCCCGCCCUGGGGCCCCCGCUGCCUGGACCGCCCAGCUGGAGCGCAGCCGGGGCCCCAAGCACUCGACGGCCGUGGUGACAUGCCGGCGGAGCGGGGAUGCUCGCAGCAGCUGGAGGGUGGCCGACUCCUCCACAUUCCUGUACCUGGACCUGGCGGUGGAGAAUGGGACGGGGGGGCUGGCACCGGCGCGGCCCCUCACCUGGCAGGUGGAGUACCCCGGCCAGGACCCCGAGGCCCAGAAGGACAAACUAGUGUGGGAGAUCCAGGUGUCGGAGCGGGAUGUCCGUGCCCUCGUCCCCCUGGUACAGGAGCUGGAGAUCCUGAACACAGCCCCACUGACGGGGGUCCCCCGUGCCGUGCCGGUGAAGCUGGUGGCGGUAGAGGCAGGCGGCGGCGUGACUGAGCUCACCGAGCCCCCGGGCUGCGAGUCGGCCGACAAGCAGGUGCUGCAGGUCUCAGAUGCCUGUGACACGGUGUUCGUGGGGGGCAAGGAGAGCCGGGGGGCACGGGGGGCACGGGUGGACUUCUGGUCCCGGCGCUUGCAUGCCUCGCUGCGCUUCACCGUCUGGGCACCGCUGCUGCCCCUGCGUGUCCAGCUGGGCGACACCGCGCUGGAGCAAGUGCGGGGCUGGCGCCUGCCUGGUGGCCCCGAGAGUGCCGCGGCAGAGGCAGAGGAGCCCGGGGAGGAGGCUGAGCGGCGGGCACGGGGCUGCCGGCCCCAGUACCAGCGGACGGCGGUGAAGGUCCUGGCGCACUUUGUGGCCCACCCACUCGAUGGUGGCCGUCACCUCACUUACCUGCCCGGUCCUGACUGGCUCCUGGAUGUCACCCACCUGGUGGCCAGCCAGACCCGGGUGCAGGACCCCCGCGUGGCUUCACUGGAGGGGGGCACCGUGGUGGUCGGCCGAGAGCCUGGGGUCACUUCUGUGGAGGUCCGCUCCCCGCUCUCGGACUCCAUCCUGGGGGAGCAGAUGCUGGUGGUGUCGGAGGAGAAGGUGACGGUGACAGAGCUGCGCGCCCAGGUGGUGUCGGGGCUGUCCCUGAUGCUGCGGGCAGAGCCAGGCCACCCCAGUGUGGUCACCACCACCGUCCAGGGGACGGUCACCCUGCGUGCCCCGAAGCAGGAGGCGACGCUGUCCGUCUGGCUGUCCUUCUCUGACCGCACGCUGGCCCCUCUGGAGCUGUACGGCUGGCAGGACAUGGCCUUGACCGUGACCUCGCUGGACCCUGCCGUGGCCACCGUGGGGGGCUCGCCCAGUGUCCCCGCCGCCCGCCCGUGGGUGGUGGCCGAGGGGCCGGGGCGGGGGUCUCUGCUGCAGCUCAGCCUGCAUCCCCCCGACGCCUGCCGCCGGGGCCGGCACCGGGCAGCCGCACUGGCCACCGGCACCGCCUGGCUCGAGGUGGGAGCCAGCCGGCGUGCACCUACCCCCGGUAGCCCCUGGCCCCGCGGUGGCCACCCCCGGCCCAGCUCGCCCUUCCCGCGGGCCGAGGGGGCCAUGUCGGGGGAGGCAGUGACAGCAGCCAGCGAGCCGCGGCAGAGGGACCCCGCAGGGGUGGGACCUGCCUCCACCAAGCUCCAGGGCCUGGGGUCUUCCUCAGAGGAGGAGGAGGAAGGCUACGGCCACGACCGCGCGGGCAGGGAGGAAGAGGAGGAGGAUGAGAUGGUGAAGGCUCCCGAGCGGGUGACGGACCUGGAGAUUGGCAUGUACGUCCUGCUGGCUGUCUUCUGCCUGGCCAUCUUCAUCUUCCUCGUCAACUGCAUCUUCUUUGUCCUGCGGUACCAGCAGAAGGAGCUGCCGGAUGCCGGCACGGCCCCCUCAGCCCCCCAGCCCCACAACUGGGUCUGGCUGGGCACCGACCAGGAGGAGCUGAGCCGGCAGCUGGAUCGCCGGCAGCCCGAGCCCCCGGCCCCCGAGGCGGGCACUGAGGCCGGGCGCUGCUGCUGCGGGGUGCCCCCGGGCCCUGCACCUGGCUCUGAAGCAGGGGGUCCCCCCCCUGGCACCCCGACACCCGGGGCUCCCCUGCCCCGCAAGGAAGGGGGCACGCUGGGGGGCGGCCGGAGGAAGCGGGUGGAAUUUGUCACCUUUGCGCCUGCCCGGGUCCCCGAGGAGCCCCCCCUGCCCGCCCCCAAUGUCCAGUCCAUCCUGGUGGCCAGCGAGGACGACAUCCGCUGGGUGUGUGAGGACAUGGGGCUGCGGGACCCCGAGGAGCUCAGGAGCUACAUGGAGAGGAUCCGGGGCAGCUCCUGACCCCGGGGGGGCAGCCCCUGGCCCCCCCAGCCCGGGCAAACCAGUAAGGGACCGACCUCCUCCCCAUGCCGCCCUGGGGGACACACACACAUCCCCCCUUUUCCCUGCCUGGCAGCGGGCUGUGCUGCUCCUGGGGACCACUGCCCAUCCCUUCUGGUGGCCUGAACCCCAAGCCCUGGUCACCCAAGGGACCAGCCCCAGGUGCCCGCCGGGGGGGUCUCCCCCUUCCUUGGGGUGCACAGCAGCACCCCUCACCUCAGUGGCCUCGGGGAGGAAGCCGGGGUGCCCUUACUGCUUUGGGUCUCAUUGCGACAUUGUGUUCAUAGUGAUGAUGAUGAUGAUGAUAAUGAUGAGUCCUGUGGUCUGAUCCCGGGGAGGGUCCCAUGCCCCCCACCCCACCUGUGCCAUGAGGAGGAGGGGGGUACGCGCCUUCCCCCCUCCUUCACCCUGGCCACGCAUCCGUUUUGUACGACUGGCAUUUUCUACCUGUAACGCCCUGGGAAGGGGCUGCUGUGAGGGGCUGUUAUUUAUGGAAGAUUUUUAAUUCUGACAUUGUUACAAAAAUAAAAUAUUUAAAAAAGA